This is a messenger RNA of Pelobates cultripes (western spadefoot toad), 3691 nucleotides long. NCBI's taxonomy places the organism in Eukaryota, Metazoa, Chordata, Amphibia, Anura, Pelobatidae. The record is from the annotation of a GenBank genome assembly.
AUGAAUGCAAAGUAUGGUGUGUGUGAAUGGUCAGUAACAAGGGUUGAAGCCUUGACGUGGAGUUACUGCUCACAUGUGUAUUCAUGUGCCAAUUCAACCAAUGUGAGUCACUGUAAUACUUAUAAGGUAACCAAAAGUACUGUGAUUGUGGAGAAUGAAACGACUGUAUCUCCUACACACUGCUUACACUGUGACCGUAUCUCCUAUACACUGCUUACACUGUGACCGUAUCCCAUAAACACUGCUUACACUGUGACCGUAUCUCCUAAACACUGCUUACCCUGUGACCGUUUCUCCUAAACACUGCUCACACUGUGACCGUAUCUCCUAAACACUGCUGACACUGUGACCGUAUCUCCUAAACACUGCUUACACUGUGACCGUAUCUCCUAAGCACUGCUCACACUGUGACCGUAUCUCCUAAACACUGCUCACACUGUGACCGUAUCGCCUAUACACUGAUGACACUGUGACCGUAUCGUUUAAUCACUGCUCAUACUGUAGUUAACAGGGAUACCUUCAAAGGUGAUGUGUUCAGGAGCAAAUUCACUUUAUAUGUGACUUCGUUGGUAUGAUAAGAUAAAGUAUUUAAAAUACUGGAUGGUAACUAUGCCAAAAUGUAUGGUGUGUAUACCUUUAAAUCUGCUAUAGGCAGAAUCUUUUGGUACACACCAAAUGAUCUGCUUAAUACAAAGUAGUUGCUAAAUACAAAAUAACCAUAUGGGACCUGGUUACCUGUUAUGUAUAAAAUUAAAACACUGUUAAAAAUAGUGUGUAUAUUGCUUUAAGUAAUCCGUUGGAAAACUAAACAGUGCACAGAACAGUAUUAUAUUUUAAUAAGGAGAUAUAAAAAACUCCAUAAUAACUGUAUUAGUUAUAAUCACUUGAGAAUUAGGCAAAAACUACAAGUGAAAGUAAAAAACCACUAUUAACAAAAUGUAUUUAAAAAAUAAUGUAGAAAUGUAUUCAUCAUAUAAAGUCACAGUGUCAGCAAUGUAUAGGAGAUACGGUCACAGUGUAAGCAGUGUUUAGGAGAUACGGUCACAGUGUAAGCAGUGUGUAGGAGAUACGGUCACAGUGUAAGCAGUGUGUAGGAGAUACGGUCACAGUGUAAGCAGUGUGUAGGAGAUACGGUCACAGUGUAAGCAGUGUUUAGGAGAUACGGUCACAGUGUAAGCAGUGUUUAGGAGAUACGGUCACAGUGUAAGCAGUGUGUAGGAGAUACGCUCACAGUGUCAGCAGUGUUUAGGAGAUACGGUCACAGUGUGAGCAGUGUUUAGGAGAUACGGUCACAGUGUCAGCAGUGUUUAGGAGAUACGCUCACAGUGUCAGCAGUGUUUAGGAGAUACCGUCACAGUGUAAGCAGUGUUUAGGAGAUACGGUCACAGUGUAAGCAGUGUAUAGGAGAUACGGUCACAGUGUAAGCAGUGUUUAGGAGAUACCGUCACAGUGUAAGCAGUGUUUAGGAGAUACGGUCACAGUGUAAGCAGUGUAUAGGAGAUACGGUCACAGUGUAAGCAGUGUGUAGGAGAUACAGUCGUUUCAUUCUCCACAAUCACAGUACUUUUGGUCUGAGUGAGAUCUCCAGGCAGGAAGAGCAGGUGUCACUCCGAGUCUCAGAUCUAAUCCGGCAGCUGGAAAUAAAGAAGGAGGUUCUGUCCAGGAAGAUGGGUCACAUUGAGGAGCUGUGUAACAUGAUGGAUCCAUUAACUGUCUUACAAGGACGGGAAUCACACAGCGCUGACUAUUGUGAUACUGAGGAGGGAGAUAAUGAGGACAGAGAGAGAGAUGAUAAAAAGGUCCAUGCUGUAGGGGAUCUGGAUGUGGGUCUGAUCUCAGUGACCUUACACUCAAGAUUAGCUGGGAUUGUGACCGGAGUAAAGAGACAGCUCCAUGUACCGGCUAAUAUAUUACUGGGGGUAAACACGGCUUCAGACAUGUCAUUGGGUGUAAACACGGCUUCAGACAUGUCAUUGGGGGUAAACACGGCUUCAGACAUGUUAUUGGAUGUAAACACGGCUGCUAAUGAUGUAACUGUAUCUGGUGAUAUGAAAACUGUAUCCUGGUCACGUAUAAAGCAGAGUCGCCCAGAAACAGCAGAGAGAUUUCAGUCUGAUCAGGUUUUAAGCUCCAGGAGUUUCUCCUCAGGGCGACAUUACUGGGAAGUGGAGGGCAGUGAAUCAGGGGGAUGGAGGGUAGGGAUGGCCUAUCGCAGUAUAGACAGGAAAGGAGGUCAGUCACGGAUUGGAUGGAAUAACAAGUCCUGGGGUUUGUGGAGGUAUAAUAAUAAGUAUUAUGUGACACAUAACAGUAAAGAGAUCCGGUUACCUCCCCCCCCUUCCAGCCGGAGAUUCGGGAUAUUCCUGGACUACGAGGCCGGGCGGCUGUCCUUUUAUGAGCUGUGUGACCCCAUCAGACACGUUCACACCUUCACUGCCACCUUCACUGAGCCUAUACAUGCUAUAUUCGGGGUAUAUGGGGAUAACGCCUGGCUGAGAAUGUAUUGAAUGAUUUAUUAAUCUAAUUAAAGAUAUUUAAUCCCAGAGUGGGAAUCACGAGACGGUAAUACUGAUCUCGGUGUGGGCGGAGCAUCAUAACAGGGUUAGCUCCUCCCACUUGACCUGUGUAUGGGCGGAGCCUGUUACUAAGCAACAGCUGCUCUGUGUGUCACUGUGUGUGAUUGUCGGUGAAUGUAUUGAGUAAUGCUGCAUUAAUGUCAGUAACAGACAGACAUCUCUAUAAUUAAACUAUAGUCACAGCGUGUAUCCUGCAUGUUAGAGAUUGCUUUUUAAUUCAAAUCUGUGUGUGUGUGAGCUUGUGUUGUCUGAUUGUGAUGAGAGUUAGAGUUUAUUGUAUCUGAAAUGUCAGACACACUGGGCUGUCAUUGCUUUGUUUCCUUGUCUCAGGUCGCUGCCCCGGUUCCAUCCCUCCAAUCCCUUAUCACUCUCUGUAUACCUAACAAUGUAAAUCCCGGAUUGCUGCCAUGUUUAAUAUUAAAGUGUUGAGCUACGCUGUGUCCCUUAAAUCCUGUGUUUAUAUAAUGUAUAUGCUCUUCCACUCGAACGUGUGGCUGUCUCUAGGUAUACUGUAAUGUCAGCUCUGCUACUGACAGCUGCUCUCGACUACAACUCCCAUCAUGUAAGUUAUGCCUGUAUGUGAAUGUUUGAGUCAUUAUGUGUACUGGGUGAUUAUUAUUGAAUAUUAGCUGACUGGGUGUGAUGGGAGUUAUAAUGUUUAUGGAAAUAAAUAAAAUAAAAAAACUGCCAAAUCAGUAAAAUCCCACUGUUUUCCUAUUCAGGCAGCACUAAAUCUGUAUAAAGACCGUUUUCAUGUAGAAAUUAAUGAGAUCGGUACACAAUGUUUCCUCUAAUAUUUGGUGGUUGUUGUAGCAGAAAUAUUUUGUUGUGUAAAUAUUUUCCUGUGACGCAGUAUGUGCUGAAUGUUUGUACAAAUGUAAACCUGUAAUGGUGUCAAGAUAAUGUAGUCACACACACUCUCUCAUGGCUAAUAAAACCGCAUUGCUACAUUUUAAUACAAUACACAUAUGAUUGCUUGCUUUACGUUUAUACCCACAUCCAUGCCACAUUGCCCACAUGUGCAUUGUCGCCAUAAAGGCAGGUAGAUCUAAAAGCCCCCAACAAUCCCCUCCCCAAAUAAUCACCACAUUACUGAUUUAUGGAUAAAUGUGUGC